Schistocerca nitens (vagrant locust) is the source of this 1068-nucleotide messenger RNA. RefSeq names its product double-stranded RNA-specific editase 1-like. The coding region runs from base 47 to 943 and encodes 298 amino acids. The record is from RefSeq and is a predicted model, not a curated record. Gene Ontology annotation, molecular function: double-stranded RNA adenosine deaminase activity; tRNA-specific adenosine deaminase activity; double-stranded RNA binding. Gene Ontology annotation, biological process: RNA processing; adenosine to inosine editing. Lineage: Eukaryota; Metazoa; Arthropoda; Insecta; Orthoptera; Acrididae. The transcript has 5 exons. Gene Ontology annotation, cellular component: nucleolus; cytoplasm.
UCCUGAUGAGGCAACAGUUUGUUGCGAAAGCUUGAAUUUUGUGUGUAUGUUUGUGUUCGUUUGUGUGUCUGUCGAUCUGCCAGCACUUUCAUUUGUCCAGUUGAAAAAGAAGUUAAGAAAAAGAAAACAGAAUGCACGACUGAGGAAGCUGUUGCACCCAAAGAAUGCCAUGAUGGUUCUGCGUGAACUGAAAGCUGGAAUAAACUUUACAUUUCAGGAGCAUACAAAUGCUCUAACACAAACUAUGUUUGUUGUUAGUGCUGAGGUGGAUGGGAAGGUGUAUGUAGGUGAAGGUUUAUCCAAAUCAAUAGCUAAGCAAAAUGCUGCUGAAAAAGCUCUAAAAGACUUACUUUUGGAAAGAAUGUCUGAUGCAGCAGUGAAAACACAGAAACGGCAUAAUGCAGAAGUUGUUGAACCCAUGCAGCAGGAAGUAAACAAUGCAGCUGGCAGUGGUGUUUCUGAUGAUGGAAGUAUCGCUGAAAGUGCACAGGCAUUGGGAAAGCCACCAGUCCCAGAGGAUGAUGUGCCAUGGGGAAAUGUGGCUUCUUUUGCCCUGUACAAGUUAUUUACUGAAUGGCAGAGUCAAGGUACACAUGUACCUCUUCCUUUUUGUAAACAGAAACCAGUUUUGCCACCUCCAGCAAGGGUGGAUGCAGUGGCAGCAGCUGGACAGUUACAGCCUCUGGUUCUGGCAGCACAUUCUCCCAUGAAAAAAAUUCCAGAAAACCCAACUGGUUGUCAUCCUGUUCUCUUAUUACAUCAUUUAAAACCAGGAAUACAGUUCACUGAAGCUAGGCAGGAACGCACACAUCCAGAUGAGAGAUUUACAAUGUCAGUAACUGUUGAUGGGAAGACUUACAGUGGUGUGGGUAAAACCAAAAAGGAGGCAAAGAAAGCAGCAGCUAUUGCAUGUCUUGCUGGAUCAUUCAAGAUAUGCUACUAACUCAUUCUGACAGUAAACAAUAUUGUUUGGACAUAAUGCAUUUCUCACAUGCAAUUUCUGAUCUGUAGUAAAGACUUGGUUAUAUCUGUAGUAAUAUUGACUUUGAAACCUGUUGCCAACAAUCA